Messenger RNA from Pan troglodytes (chimpanzee), 4628 nucleotides. It is a transcript of the gene CALHM4, whose product is annotated as calcium homeostasis modulator family member 4. The transcript has 2 exons. Bases 775 to 1719 code for a protein of 314 amino acids. Gene Ontology annotation, cellular component: plasma membrane. Gene Ontology annotation, molecular function: monoatomic cation channel activity. The record is from RefSeq and is a predicted model, not a curated record. Lineage: Eukaryota; Metazoa; Chordata; Mammalia; Primates; Hominidae.
GAGAUCGCGCCACUGCACUCCAGCCUGGGAGACAGAGCGAGACUCCGUCUCAAAAACAACAACAACAACAACAAAACAAAUAUCACAUUUUCAUAUAACAAAAAGAUACAUGUAAACAAAUCUGCAACUUAAAUUUUUAAGCAGCAUAUAGCAAUAUUCUGUCAAUGCAAGCAGAUUUAAAAUUUUUAUGCAAAGUUAGAAUAUUUUGUUGUGAUUUGGCUUUAGGGGCAUCUAGCCUUGUUCUUUCCUUUGGGAAAUCUUUUGAGCUCUUCUAGCAGAACCCUUAGGAACAUUCCAGCCAGCCCUAAAUUUUGGAUUGCUCUAGUAUUUAAUAAUUUCCAUUAUUCAUUUUAUUAUAAUUUUAUGGUGACGAGAUUCUAGUCUAGUACAAGGUUAAGAAUGUCUCUGUUUUGCUUUCAAUGCUCUAUUUGCUGGUGCUCAGCAUUUUGUGUCAUACAAAGCAGCACAUAGAAAGAUGGAGGCAGUCUGCUUUCUAAGCAAGCCACCCUCCUUUUAUUAUAGUUAAAAAAAAGAAAUUCCCCCCUUCACUCAUACCUAAAGGAGCUCUCCCUCAAUUUCUUUCAGCUGUAAUCAAUCUGAGCUCAGGGUUUUCAAAGUACACAAGGAAAGAUGCUAGAAUCCUUUAAACAUGUAAGGAUGUUGGAUCACUUGACACAACCAGUUAAACCAGUAAGAUCCCAUAAAAUGGUUAUAGCUGGUGGAGUCUAAUGAUCAGAAAGGGCCACAAGCUGAUUUGUGUAAGAGCUUCCCAAGAUGUGCCCAACUCUCAACAAUAUUGUGUCUUCUCUGCAGAGAAAUGGAAUAUUUAUCAAUUCUUUAAUUGCAGCCUUGACUAUUGGUGGGCAACAACUCUUCUCCUCUUCUACAUUCAGCUGUCCUUGUCAGGUUGGAAAAAAUUUCUAUUAUGGUUCUGCUUUUCUUGUCAUUCCUGCCUUGAUCCUUCUCGUUGCUGGCUUUGCUCUGAGAAGCCAAAUGUGGACAAUUACCGGUGAAUACUGCUGCAGCUGUGCCCCUCCACACAGGAGAAUCAGCCCCCUAGAGUGCAAGCUGGCUUGCCUUAGGUUCUUCAGCAUCACUGGGAGGGCAGUUAUUGCUCCUUUAACUUGGCUGGCGGUGACCCUGCUGACAGGCACGUACUAUGAAUGUGCAGCAAGUGAAUUUGCAUCUGUGGACCAUUACCCAAUGUUUGAUAAUGUCAGUGCCAGCAAACGAGAAGAGAUCCUAGCUGGGUUUCCAUGUUGCAGAUCAGCUCCUUCUGACGUGAUCCUAGUAAGAGAUGAAAUAGCUCUUCUGCACAGAUACCAGUCACAGAUGCUGGGUUGGAUUUUGAUCACCUUGGCAACCAUCGCUGCCUUAGUCUCCUGCUGUGUGGCAAAGUGCUGCUCUCCCCUCACCUCUCUGCAACAUUGCUACUGGACCAGCCACCUCCAGAAUGAGAGAGAACUCUUUGAACAAGCAGCAGAGCAGCACUCUCGGCUCCUCAUGAUGCAUCGCAUAAAGAAGCUAUUUGGCUUCAUUCCCGGGAGUGAAGACGUCAAACACAUCCGCAUUCCUUCUUGUCAGGACUGGAAAGAUAUUUCAGUACCCACUCUUUUAUGCAUGGGUGAUGACUUGCAAGGUCACUAUAGCUUCCUUGGAAAUAGGGUGGAUGAGGAUAAUGAGGAAGACAGAUCAAGAGGUAUUGAAUUAAAACCUUGAUUACAGCACCUUUCAUGAGUCAGGUUGCUUAGCAGAUACUUGGCUUUUAUGGCUUUUAUGAUCAGGCCAUUUCAAUGUAAUCUCUUCAUCUUUUUCUUUCUCUCUGAUAUUUGUUUACGUAAGUCCAUCUCAAAUAUUAUUUCUAAAAUCAAUCUAUUAGAUAAUUGUGCCAAUCUCUCAUUUUGAAAUUUUGCCAAUGGUCUGGUAAUGCCUAGAGUGGAAUGUGAAGUCACAUGGAAAUUUGCAUCUUAGUUCUGUUACUUAGUAGCUGUGUGAAAAUUAAUAUUUCUGAGUGCCAUUUUGUCAUCUGCACAUUGUAGCUACCUCCUAGAGCUAUUAUGAGAAUUAAACAUGAUAAUACAAAGUGUUUAGCACAGUGUCUUUCAUAAAAAUAGAUGCUAAUGAAUGUUACUUUCUCUCUUUCUCUUUUGCAUUCCAUGUCUUCUAUUCACCAUUUUCCCUGCCUCUAUUUUCUGGUUUUAUCAGUUUCUACCUUUAUAUAAUAUCCAGAACUUUUCACAGCCUCCCCCUCUUUCUUCAGACCUAAAUAUCUGACCUUUUGGGAAGCAGGACAGAAACCUCUUUCUAAUCCAGUAACAUGUGAGGGAGAAGCCCAUGCAGGAAGCUCUUGAGUUACUGUACUAUAACCUGGGGACAAUGAUAUAUUAUUGUAUCAUUAUUAGUAUCAUGUUAUUUGUAGCACCUCCAUACUAGGAGCAUUUUUAUGGCCACUACAUAUAAAGUUUCUUCUAGAAAGCUUCUCCACUGUGCUCUACUCCAGAGAUACCAUUUGUACCUUUUCAUUACCAAAUUGCACCUUUGCACUCAAAAUCCAUUUGUGAAACCAAAACUGCAGUCUGUACUUGUAUAUCCAUUAUCUGUAACUACAAAAGAGGAUAAUUCCUGCUUGGUGUUGCUCUGCCUGGCUUUACUAAAUGCAGCCUACAGUAUCUGGACAAUUUUCUAAUUUAUCUAGAUUAUUUCUGUGAUAUAUAGUGACUCGUGCCUGAUUUUUGCUACGUUCACUGAAGCAACUUGCUCAUUAGCAAAAAUAAGUUGUCUGAGGGCAUUCUGUCUAUUUAUUUCUUCAGUCAAAACAAUGCUUACUGGACAGUGGACCAACUGCCAAUAGUCAAUCCAAUUUUCAAGAUUCACUUUCAAGGAGACCAAGGAACUUGACUAUACUAUCUAAAAUACAAUCAAUUACUUGGUAAUCUACUUUUACACAAUUAUGGAAGGUUUUAUUUUCUAUAAAGUUCUGGGUCCUUGAACUUAAUAGGAAGAAGCAGAAAAUGAAUUUUUAAGAAAUCAAAAUGUUUUCAGGUUUUGUUUUGUCCUUCAAUAAGAGACUGCAUAUUGUAGCUCUUUGCUGGGACAGGAGAACUGUCCUGCCCUCACCAUUACUCAUCUGUCAUUUGACCUUGGACAAAUCAGUCCAUCUCUCUGGACCCUGGAUUUUUUUCAUCUAUACAAUAAAAGGGAUGAUAAUAUUUUACCUCUUGGAAGAAAAUAACUGAACUAAAUAACUGCUUAAGGUCUCUUUUACAUCAAGUACGAUUUUUAUGUUUAUGUUUAUAUAUAUAUACAGGUCAAUAUGCAUACAUCUUUCUGAAAUGGUAGUAGACCCACGUUGCUUCUCUUGGAAGGAAAAUGUCCCCAACUCUGAAUCUGAGCUUUCUCUGAAAACAUUUACUGGCAUUCCACUUUUAAAAGAAUGUAAAUGUACUGAUCUUUUUCAAGUCAUCAAGGAAAGCCAUUCCAGUUUGUCUACUAACUCUACACUCAGUACUGAUAUGACAUUACAUGAAGGAUGUUAAAAAUACAAAUAGAAGUAUGUUGUGGAAGGCAACUAGGGUUCUAGUUCCACACUGAUACAAAUGAACUGUGUAAAUAUGGAAUGUCACAUCCAUUUUGUUCCCUAAGGUCUGCUCCAGUUCUAAAAUUCUGUUCCUAUAUAACUGAUAAUUUUUUAUAUUCCUCUGUAUUGGAACAUACUAGUUAAAUGAACACUUUCAACCAUGCUCAGAAUUAGUUUAUUAGUUGUCAGGAACUAUACCACAGUAAAGACUCUUCAAUAAGAUUUUCGGUUAACAACAAAAUCAAAGAAUAUUUGAAGUUAUAGCAUUACAUCAUCAGAAAGAUUAAUAGUUGUUUAUACCCUAAUACCAGGAAACUAUUUCCACUAGCUUCUGAAGCCCUUUCUACAUCAAACUCUUUUAGUGUAUGAUGUAAAAAUUUUAUAUUUUGAGCCAGUUAAUCAUGAUCUUCCCCUAUAACUUUCUGGCAAAGGAUUCUAAAUAUUCGUUGGCUCUUCUACAUGGCUUCAGAGUGAUUUAUAGCAUCUAUGUGAACAUUUAAAAGGUAGUACACACCCCUGGGAUUUCAUCUUACAGUACAUUAUCUCAGAUCAAAUAAAUGGAAUUUUUAGUAUUUUUUGGGGGGGGUGCUAUGGUCUAUAGCAUUUUUUUUUCCACAGCUAGUUAAAUGAAACUUUUUCAUUAAGAACAUGGUACUCCCUCCCCUUUAUGCUUAAUGGAUUUAUGUAAUUAUAAAACAUAUAAUUAAAGUCAAUUAUGUGCUAAUACUACUUUAUAUUUUGCUACCAAAUGCUUUUGGCUACCACAUCAAACCCUGGAGCUUGACAUAUAUAAACCUGCUCCUUUCUUAAUUUCAUUAGCUCCUCCACGGUCCCAUCAUGACCUAAGUUGCCACCUUCCCAGGAGACAAAUACAAACCAAUGUGUAAAUGUGUUUUACUCAGCUUUCUUUAUGUUUUCCAAAGCUGAAUAGUAGAACCGCAUUUAUACUCUGUCCUUCUCUGUGUCUCUUUUCUCUGUUCUCAGUCUUCCAUUCAUUUUUUUGUAGAAAUUCUAAUGCAUGAUUGUAAUAAACAACAGUGAGAUUUUGCUA